UUGUACGUCGUGUUCGUAAACAAGACGUUGUGGACAAAAAUAUUCAGGUUUAAAAGCGAAGAUGAACAUUUUGCCAAAGAAGAGGUAUGCAAUUAUAUCUCACGUUUAAGGAGAAGCUUACUUUACCCAAGUUUUCAUAACUGGAUGUGACUUCAUGAGCUUAUAAUUUCAAACCAAAUGAUAUGAGUUUAAUUGAAAUAAGCUUAAUAUAAACUUAAGCUCAUAAGCUUAAGCUUAAAAAAAAACUGCUUUACUUUUUCUUUCAGUUGGCAUGUUCGAAACAAAGGUAAUGUCGAACGUGUGAGACGUGAUGAAGAGAAUGCCAGAAAGGAAGAAAUCGAGAGAGAAAGGAGAGUGGCCCUCGCAGUGAGUUACUAGCACUGAUUCUACGUACAUGUAGUUUAAACUUUAUGAGAAAAGAGGUCCCCUUCAAGAUUAGAGAUUUGGUACUUUUAACGUUCAAGGUUUUUUACACUGUUGUGUUGUGCUUGUGAAGUGACAGCAUGCAGUCGCUUGAAAAAGACGCCUUUAGAGUGUCAAAACUUGAAAGUAAAAUCUUUAAAUUUUCAGUAUCCGGAUAGAUACCUCUUUUCUCACUAUGUUUUUACAGUAUUAGGAAGCAGAAUGCCUUUACUGUAAACUGUAGGAAAGAAGGACAAUCUAGGACUGUUUACUACAACUUGCAAACACAAUGACUAACACAUGCAAUGGUUGCCUGAACACUCAUUCUAAGCGUCACUCGAUAAGAUUGCACCUAGGAAAGUAGUCCGUUAACAAAGUUUGUGAAACUGCAUAAUAGUUUCUUACUUAUUGGUUAUGCCAUGUCAAUUGGCAUAUGUAAGUUUGUUAUUUAGAAGCUUGAAUCCCAUUGAAGUCCUGAAAUUUUUUUUGGGUCAAUUUGCAAUUGCUUAAAUUGCAAUUACCAUUGCAACGAUCAUAUCUUCAUUUAAAAGAAAGUCUUUUGUCAAACAAACAGGGUCAGGGUUUCAGGAGGAACGCCACACACUCCCCCUAAAAUGUAUCAGGAGUACCCUGCACAAGGCAAUUGGUCUUUUCCCCUUAAGAUCAUGUGACUAACCCGACCCAGCAAUUUGCUUGUCUUCUACACCAUAACUCAGUGCUUCAGCAUCAUUGCCAAUCACAAUGAAUUUUGGAUUGUGAUCUUUUGAAGACGUGUUAUCCAAAUGUUAUCUUGGCUGCAUCUAAAGGAAGUAGCAGUACAGUGUAGUACAUGCAGUGGUUAGCUUUGAGAAUCUGGAAUGUUUUCUUGUAGACCUCCAUCAAAUGAUUAUUCAUUCUCAUUAAUUACACAUCUUUUUUAAAGUCAAAGUCAAGCUUAGGCAUUUUCAUUGCGUUCUUUGUAGGAACAAGAAGCCAGAACAGCCUUGUUACGAAGCCGUGCAGCUAAGAAGCAGAUCAAAGAUGUUAAAUCACCUGAUACAACAGCACUUGUUUUAGAUGCAGAUGACAAACCAAAGCAUAUAAACUUCUUUGCUGAUAUCGAAGAAGGGGUGAGAAGUAACACAGCACAUUGAUUUUGCUUGCUCAAGGGUGAGAAGACAGGGUUGUUACUUAACAGGUUUUGUAGCCUGAAAAUAUCAGAGGUCUUUUUCAUAUUGACUAACUGGUUCAUCAGUUCGGCUUUUGAUUAUGUUAGGGCUCAAACUGAGUCCCAUCCAGUCUUUGGGUACAAGUAGAUUUUUUAUGCACAUAGGCAAGGGUCCAGGCUUUACAUCUAACUCCUUAUAUAUACACAUAUCUAUGUGAAUUUGAAUUUCUCUUGUUCCUGUGUUGUUUUGCUUAUAGCUAAGACAUGGCAGUAACCCUGAAUAUGAAGCCGAGAAAAAAGCUGAACAGGAGAAGAGAGAGAAGGCAAUUGGUCUCUUAACAUACCUGGGGCAGAGUGAGAGAGAUUCACAAAGUAUGCAUUUUGUCAUAAUUUGUUAGUUUUAUUUUUAUUGCUCCUUCUGCAUCAUAAUGGUGGAAAUAAUAAUAUUUAUAUCUUAUUCAGUGUUAACCUACAGUAGAACCUCUUUUUAUCAGACACCCUCUGGACCAAGGCAAGCGUCCCCUGAAAAGAGGUGGCGCCUGAACAGAGGUUGGGCUUGGGUUUCUUAAGAAAUUAACCAAGUAAUAAAAAAAUCAGAAUCUGCUGCAGUCAUUAUUUCAAGUGGCUGGAUAUUGUAUAAUCAAAAAUGCCUAUGGCUGCUUUUGGAUUAAUUAACUUAGAAAUGAAAGCUGAUAAUGAACUUGCAAUUAGUCUACUGACAGUAUAUUUUAAGUCUGUCAAAAAAAUGAAAAUAUGUGUUAAGAAAAAAACAACUAAAAAAAUGACCAAAAAAAGCAGUAAAAAAAAGUUUCUUAUGGCCGUCGGGAGUAGAACCCUGGACCUUCAAUGUGUAACGUAUUGUGCCACGACAACUAUUGCUGAACAGAAUCAUUGAAUUUUUUAUCGUUAUCACUUUUGCCCAUGAAAUUCUUCUGGCGGAUGGUGUUUGAAGCUGGUAGAGCCUUAUUUAUGAAGAAUUGAAAGAUAUAUUAGAGGAAAACAACCAUGGUUUGGAUGUCUCUUUAAACCACCGUGAAGUCACUUGUUGAAAGCAUUGUACAGCUUGCAUUUCUCUGCAUUAACCUUAGGAGAAUCAGUUACGAUACAGCAACAGUAAACAUUUCCUUUUUUACUCAACCCAAGAAACAUUUCAUUUCAGAAUGAUAUUUCCCUAAAAACCAUGAGAUUAGAAGUCCUUUUGAGAGGAAAGUUAAGCAAGUCAUGCGUGUCACAGCUUUCUAAGCCAAAGCUGUGUUGUGAUUCACUUGAAAUACUAUCCAUCCCGAUUGGCUAUUUAGAUCGAACUUCCAGUUACGAGUGAGUGACAAAUUUUUCAUACAGAUUCCCUACAAUACUCAUGGAUAAUCCACAAGUAAAAAUCAUAAUUACGUAACUUAUUUCUGCAAUAUUGUUGGUUGAGUAACCACUAGUACAGUACAUUGAUUUAAGUGAGAUAGUUCAUGUUGUUAAAGCUGUCAUCAUUUUGACUAUUACUCUUGAAUGUAUCAACCCUUUUUGUGGUCAGUCAUGUUAAGAGUGCUAAGGUGUGCCCUGGGUAGAAGUUAAACCGGGUUUUGGGACCCAGAAAUAGUGUCUUUUUCCCUUAAAUAGAGGUGUCCCUUCAACAGAGGUAGCAGAUACAAAGACUAUGUGAACAUUUUUUUGGGACCAAAUUUUGUUUCCCCUGAAUGGAGGUGUCCCUUAAAUAGAGGUGUCCCAAAGAAGAGAUUACACUGUAUUUUGGUGCUAAGAAAACACUCAUGGUUUUUAGAAUUAGGAAAUAGUGCAAAUAAUUCUUAAUGCAUCAGUCAAUUCCAGCUGCAACCUGCCCACCCCCACCCCCCGGCCUGACCCCCUGGCAUUAGCAUUUUUUUGCCUUGGAUGGCAAAUUCCUGGACCUGGGGGUGGGGCCUCUUGAACUGUCAAAUCCCCCAGGGUGGGGACGAAAAAGGAGGGCAAAUGCCCUCUCCUCGGUCAACACUGCAACAUGAUUUUAAGCAUUUUAAUGUGCAAUUUUUUGUUUCAGUUAACGUAUUCCUUUGUAAUAGCGCUAGGAUUCUAAUUAAGACUUCACGCCACGACGACAUGCACCACUAUAUAUUUUAGUAUUGACGUAAAAUUAUUGACAUUAAAAUUAAUAGAGCGCUGUAAAGAUGUUAUGAGUGGUUUCAUGAAUAUGAAAAGGAUGUUUUUCAAAUAAUAUCAACAGAAAUUUGAUUCAAUAACCAAAAAACGUUGAUUCACGUCGAUAGCUCUCGAUUUCGCUGCCUGUAAUUUUGGUUUGAUAAGUAAUGAAGAAAUGCAUGCAUAAAAUCAAGAACAUGCUUUUACAAACCUCUUUAAUUUUUUCCUGUCCUUGGCAGAUGAGCCAAUCUGCUUUCUUUCCCAGUAAAAUCCUCUGUGUAGUUAUAUUCAGAUAGGAAACCGCUUGCGUGUCAAAAGCUCGAGAAUGGCCCCGGGGCAGGACUGACACGGUGGGCAAAUGCCCCGCAGUAGCCCGGGGUAAGGGGCGGGGGGGGGGGGGGGGGGGGGGCAAAAUUUGAUUCAAUAACCAAAAAACGUUGAUUCACGUCGAUAGCUCUCGAUUUCGCUGCCUGUAGUUUUGGUUUGAUAAGUAAUGAAGAAAUGCAUGCAUAAAAUCAAGAACAUGCUUUUACAAACCUCUUUAAUUUUUUCCUGUCCUUGACAGAUGAGCCAAUCUGCUUUCUUUUCCAGUAAAAUCCUCUGUGUAGUUAUAUGCAGAUAGGAAACCGCUUGCGUGUCAAAAGCUCGAGAAUGGCCCCGGGGCAGGACUGACACGGUGGGCAAAUGCCCCGCAGUAGCCCGGGGGAAGGGGCGGGGGGGGGGCUGGGCGCAGCUGGAAUUGACUGAUCCAUAAAUAAAUGAUAUUCCUAUUUUUGUUAUUAAGUGUAACGAAAAUCCCAGAGUUAAAAGGAACGCAACUGACAAGAAGAAAAAUGUGUAAUGCCCUUCUAGAGCUCGGCCUGUUCUCAGUUAUUGUAAAAGCUUCGUAAUGUCAAGUGAUCGCUUAAUUUUCUUGACAUGUACGUGAUGGAGCUUUAAUCAUUUUUUUGUUUCUUCGUGAUAUACAUGUCAUUUUCAUCAAGGGCCAAAGAAGUAUUCAUGUUUGCUUUAACAGAUCAGAAGCCAUGGUAUGUUAAAUCUCACCAGGACAGAAAAGAUCCAGAUGGGGCAAGUGAAAGGUAAACUGUCUGAAUUUCUUCCUGUGCUGGAUUUACGGGCACUACACAUUUCUUUCAUUCGGCAGGUUAAAGGGAUGAUGGACUGUACUAACGAGAACCUGGUCAGUUACUCCAAUAUUCUUUUAGAGGCCAAUACCUUAAAUGCGCCACAGGCGCAACCUCGAGCUUAAAAUGGCCGAUCCUGAUAAGUGGACCUAAGUAGAGGAACGAAACAGGGAUUCAUGACUGGCACUACACGGUUAAUAUUGUUAGAAACUUAAGGAGUUGUGGUGAAUUUCCACUGUCGCGUAAUUUUUACCUGCGUACGGAGGUAAAUUUUACGCGCGUAAACAAAAUAAAGGCAAUAUAUAGAACGUCGCACUUAAACGUUAAAGUUUAACCGCUCAACCCUUACGUUUAGACGCAGCCUUUCAUGCAUUGCCUCUAUUUUAUUUUCACGCGUAAUUUUUAGCAACAGUGGAAAUCCACCCUUAGGGUGGCGUUUACGGCAAUCGACGAGCGCCAACGGUGACCACGUGACAGCCUUUUCCCGCUGUUUAUCACGCCUUUCUUUUGUCCUUGGCCGUUUACACAGGAGAGGUUUCACGUUCAUCAGAAAAAAAAAAUCGGAAAGAGAGAGAGAGAGAUAAGGAGAGAGAGAAAAUUACUUUGUGUAGUUCUCUUGUUCGUGUACAUUAACAAUCGUAUCUGGAUAGGCAUCUCUGCCCUUAAUCGUUUCCCGUUUGUCCUUGACGCGACUUUUAAGGUCUCUAGUAAUGUCGUAAUUGGCUUGCGUGUGUGCGUGAAAAACUGACCAAACCACAGAGGUUGUUCGAUAAAGCCGUGGUCUAUAUCUUUCCUUGAGAACAUAACUUUGUAAUAAAAAACUGAUUGUAUCUCUUUUUACCUUCUUUGCGGGUUAGUUCCAGAGAGAAAGACAGGAAACGUAUAAUGGAUCCUUUAAACGACGUGAAAAAAUAUCUUGAAGUAAAAAAGUCACACAAGAGAGACAAAGACAGCAAGCACAAAAGGAGCAAACGCACAGAAAUAGAACAAGACUCUAAAAGAAAGCACAAGAAAAGUAUUGAAGAAAUGAGAAAAGAAAGAUUAGAACGAGAGAAAGAGGAACGCGAAAGAGAGAGGAAGCUGUUAGCGUCAGUGAGGGGAGACAAGAUAACUACAACAGAAACUGCUAGUUACAACGCCCCGAGCAGGUAAACAAUUUGACCCCCCUCCGUCCUCACCCCCUAGUGUUUUAAGUGAAAAAACACUACCCCUUCGACGCCUCAACGUCAAAAUGCUUCAACCAAAAUGUUGCCGGUUUUUUAAGAAUUUCUCCCUGGCAUCGGGUAUUUUGAGGGCCUUCUUUAAAUACAGAAAGCUUCAAUUCUUCAUUUAAAAAAUUUAUUUGGAGUUAUUUUAAUAAAUUUAUUUUUAUUGAUUAAUUGACUGUUCAUUGUCCCUUAUAUUUCUGCAAGAUCGAUGAGGUUAAUCGCUUAACCCUAUCGAGACCCUGCUUUUUGGGUUGCGAUUUUCACGCGCGUUCACAUAUUCCGAACUACUCUUGUCUUGGUCUAAAACAAUAGGCCCAUCCGCACGAAGCUGCAAGAAUCUUACAAUUCCUCAACGUUAUAGAAUAUUUACGAUCCAGUGCAUUACUUAUGAUAAGUAAGAUUCUGUAAAAAGAAGAAGUCUGGAAGGAAAAAGUUCCCGUGUAUUUUUCAGUCUAAAUUGCUGUUUUUAUUUGUUGCAGGUAUAAUUCUCAAUACAAUCCAGAGUUUGUAAGGAGGCCCAGGAAUGACUUGAGAUACCGGCCAUAUUAG
Messenger RNA from Porites evermanni, 6554 nucleotides. Lineage: Eukaryota; Metazoa; Cnidaria; Anthozoa; Scleractinia; Poritidae. The record is from the annotation of a GenBank genome assembly.